Molecule: messenger RNA, 1132 nt
Organism: Colias croceus (clouded yellow)
Lineage: Eukaryota; Metazoa; Arthropoda; Insecta; Lepidoptera; Pieridae
Product: SAP30-binding protein
Exons: 1
Coding region: 176-1030 (284 amino acids)
Biological process (GO): regulation of DNA-templated transcription
Cellular component (GO): nucleus
Source: RefSeq, a predicted model, not a curated record
ACAUUAUGUCAAAUAUUGUUGUCGUUUUACAAUUCACGUUUUUGUCUUGUGUUGAGCCUGUUUUUGUUUAGUUUGAACUAAAGAACAAAAAUUUGAAUGAAUAUAGUUAGCAAACAUAUCCUGAAUAUAUAUAUUGCUACUGAUAUAUUGAUUGAAGAUCUAUAUAAAAGCAACCAUGGCCUCACAAGCUUUAGCCUCUCUCACAGCCACUUACACAGAUUCUGAAGGUGAAGAAGACAUGGAAGAUGGGCAGCAAACGCCGGACAAGGAAGAUCACAAAGUCUCACAGGCAGAACCAAGCCCGAAAGUCAUUGAUGAAACUAUAAAAAGUUCAUCUGCUCCCCCUUCACCUAAAAGAAGGCUAGUGUCAUACGUCGACGAUACUAUUGUAUCGGAUGAUGAGCAGAUGUCGCCAACGGCGGAAAGCCAAGACGACAUGAGGAGGUUGUCCAUGGAAACUGACACUGAUGAUGCAGUACUGCGGUCAGAUGCUGACGAUUCACAGGACGGUGUCACUAUACCCCCUGAACCUGCCGGGAAGUGCCCAAAAGAGCUGCAAGACACAAUAGCUAAAUUCUACAAUAGAAUGCUAACAGAAGGAUUAGAUAUGAAUAAAAUCAUACAAGACAAAAAGAACUUUAGAAAUCCUAGUAUAUAUGAAAAGUUAAUUCAAUUUUGUGAUAUAAACGAGUUAGAUACUAAUUAUCCGCCAGAAAUCUAUGAUCCACUCAGGUGGGGGAAAGAGUCUUAUUAUGAUGAAUUGGCAAGAGUACAGAAAUUGGAGAUGGACAGGCGAGAAAAAGAAAGGAAGGAAAAAUCUAAAAUAGACUUUAUAUCUGGGAAGAAACCAGAGAGUGACGAUGAAAAGAAAAGGAAGUCUAAAUGGGAUCAGGCAGCUCCAAAUGUUGCAGCAAAGCCAGCUAUCAAGCAGCCUGGUCUGCUGCAGCAGCCUCUCACCAGCAAUGUGACGGGAACCAAAGGCACAGUCAUUUCAGCUUUUGGAUCUAUUAACAAGAAACCAAAAAUUUGACUUCAAUCCAAAAGAUCACAUGGCAAUGUGCUGUGACUCUAAAUUAUAUAAAGUUUUUUGAUGAAGUUAAAUUAAUAAACCAAUCAUAGCUUUAAGAUCAAA